AUGAACAGGUUUGGCGUUGCGUUUUUAACCCAUCACUUCUUCUUGCACCAAGAACGAGGUUUGCGCGUUUUGUUCCGCGGGUGGCAGCGCGCGCCUCCGCGAUCUCUGCGCCGGGGACCCGACUGCCUGCGGCUGCACAGGUUACCAGAGCCUCUCGAGAAAAAAACACCCGACGGUGUCUGGGGCGUGGAGGGGCGCAGGGCACAGGCGCGGGCCGGUAAACGCGCACCCCUCCCGCACCCCUUCGCUCCGUGCUCCCGCCCAGCCUCGGCGGUGGCUCGGGGGCCGAGGGGACGCGGCAGGAAACGCCGCCCGCCGGUCUGCCACCGCCGCCCCCCAGAAAAAGCGACACGAAGGCGGCUCCGCCACUCACCUCGCCCCGGCUCCGGGGGGAGCCCCGGCGGGCAGCGGCGACGCCCCACAGAACAGAGGGGAGAGGCGCCGGGUUCGCUCCCGCUCGCUGCCGGCGGCGGCACCCGGGUCCGUUCUGCCUGCAGACCCCCUCGGCGGCGGCGGCGGCUGCUGCUGCUGCUGCUGCUCCUCCUGCCUCCACUAAUGGUGGCCGCCGAUACCGGUUCCUUUCGCCGCUCCCUUCCUUUCCCGUUCCUUGUUUCCGCCGAGCGCGGAACCGCCUCCACCCGGCGGCCGAGGCGCGUCCCUGCCCAGCAGCGGAGACGCCGCUCCCCACACGCCGCCGCCGCCGCCCGGGCACCGCCGCCGCUCCGGCUCCCCCCGCCGCUCACUUCCGGCGCGCGGGCCGCGCCUCGCCCCGCCCUGCCGGGACCGGCGCCAGCCACGGGGGGCGGCGACGGACCCGCAGCGCCGGAGCGGCCGUUGGGCGCGCGGGGGGCGGCUGGGCACGGCUGGGCACGCGAGCGGCCGUUGGGCACGCGAGCGGCCGUUGGGCGCGCGGGGGGCGGCUGGCGCGCGCGGAGCCCAUCGAUCCCCGCGGAGCCGCUCCGCCGGUGCCGAUCCCCGCGGAGCCCAUCGAUCCCUGCGUUGCCGAUCCCUCGCUGCCGAUCGAUCCCUGCGGUGCCGUUGCCCGCUGAGCGGGUCCGGGCGGUGCCGGCGCGCUCUCGGCGGGCGCUGCCCGCGCUCCAGGCAGCUUGGGGUUGCGGUUCCGUCCGCAGCUGCUGCAGAAAACAUCUGCCCUGUGAUGAUAGUCCAGGUUGCUGUAUCAUCAGACAAGGUAUCAGGAAAAGCCAGCUCUCUUCCCAUCUCUGAACAUCUCAGAGAGAUAUAAAGAAGUUCAGCCAGGAGAAGAGCUCCUAUGGGAGCACACUGAGGAGCAUGUGAUCCAGCUGUUGCUAUGGUAUCUGGAGGGAUUUUAAGAAAAUAACAGAAGAAAACGUGUCAAGAAAAGAACCACUCCAACUAACACCUGAGUUAAAGGGACAUUGCCAAAAAUUAUGUGUUGAACAUACUUAACCUUUAUCUGUUAUGUUUUUUUUCUUUUUUUUUUUUUUUUCUGAAGAAGUUGAGUAUUUAGCACUCCAGUGAGAAUUAAGAGCACCUGGAGUGUCUGGGGGCUCAGAAUAUCAAUACCAAUAACAGUCAUGUGAUUUAUUUUUAUAUGUCUCAUUAAUUCAGCAGAACAUCUGCUCUGAAGUGAGCUCUUAAAAUAUUGAGUAAGCCCAGCUUAUCAUCAGUGCAAGAGCACAGAUACCAGUUUCUUACAGAAAUCAAUGUGUAGAUGAGGAUACAACAGCCAGCACCUUGAACCAACCUUUCCUUGCCUCCUGCUCAUUCCUGCCAGACUACAGACAAUAUAAUGACAUCACAAUAUUGUUCCCCAGAUACUUUCCAAAGCAAUAUCUCUUGCACUGGUAUCCUGCUGCUGCAUUAUA
Molecule: messenger RNA, 1847 nt
Organism: Taeniopygia guttata (zebra finch)
Lineage: Eukaryota; Metazoa; Chordata; Aves; Passeriformes; Estrildidae
Source: RefSeq, a predicted model, not a curated record